Messenger RNA from Fonsecaea pedrosoi CBS 271.37, 300 nucleotides. RefSeq lists its product as uncharacterized. Bases 1 to 300 code for a protein of 99 amino acids. The record is from RefSeq and is a predicted model, not a curated record. Lineage: Eukaryota; Fungi; Ascomycota; Eurotiomycetes; Chaetothyriales; Herpotrichiellaceae. The transcript has a single exon.
AUGGCCGGGGAAACCCCGUUCUCGCCGUCUCCGGACAAACCAGUCGUCGCCGUGGCCGGCGGCACCGGCGACCUGGGCACGCGGCUGACCGAGACGUUUCUCUCCGCCGAGCUGCGGGAUCGGCUGUCGGGGUUCGUGCUGCUCGCUCGUCGCUACACGGCCAGGAUGGAACGAUGGAGGGACUCUCUCGGUGCCGAGGUGCGCAUUAUCGACGACGAUGAGGCGGACGGGGUAGCGGGGUGUGAUGAAAACGAUCUGAUCAUGGCGUUGGACGGGGUUGAUGUCCUUGUUAAUGCGUGA